Eucalyptus grandis is the source of this 1608-nucleotide messenger RNA. RefSeq lists its product as uncharacterized. NCBI's taxonomy places the organism in Eukaryota, Viridiplantae, Streptophyta, Magnoliopsida, Myrtales, Myrtaceae. Gene Ontology annotation, molecular function: ADP binding. The transcript is spliced from 5 exons. Bases 1 to 1608 code for a protein of 535 amino acids. Gene Ontology annotation, biological process: signal transduction; defense response. The record is from RefSeq and is a predicted model, not a curated record.
AUGUCUACUUGUGUCGAUGAUGGCCAUUCGUCCUCAGGGACUGAAUUCGAGGUGUUUUUGAGUUUCAGAGGCCCGGAUACUCGCCUCAAUUUCACCGAUUGUCUCUAUCACUCCUUAAUCAAAGCUGGGGUUCGUGUUUUCAGAGACGAUGAAGAGAUCCGAAAGGGCAAAAAGAUUGAAGGUGAACUUUUGCAUGCCAUUGAAUCCUCCAAAAUAUACUUGCCCAUCUUCUCUAGGAACUAUGCAUCCAGUAAGUGGUGUCUUCGUGAGCUCACACACAUGCUGGAGUCCUCGAGCAAAGCGAAUGACAAAGUGAUCCUACCCAUUUUUUAUGACGUAAACCCUAAUGAUGUAAAGCUUAAAACUCGAUUGUACCUCAAUGCUCUAAAGAAACACCAGCAGAAGUUCAGUCACGAUGAGGUUUGGCAAUGGAGGGAAGCUUUGACCGAGGUCGCAAGAAUCAAGGGAUGGGACAUGAAGGACAAAAGCCACGGUGAAAUCAUCAACACUAUUGUUGAUGAGGUUUUGACCAAGCUAAUGAAGAGAAUGCGAAAUCUGCCUAAUCAUUUAGUUGGGAUUCAUGAUCAUGUUGAAGCUAUCAUGGACAUGUUAAACGAAGGUUCUUGUGAUGUUCGUUACCUGGUCAUCCAUGGAAUGGGCGGUAUCGGUAAGACAACUCUCGCAAGUGUUGUCUUUAAUAAAAUCUCCAAUCAAUUUCAAGGUUGUAGCUUCCUCUUGGACAUUCGCGAAUCUGCGCAACAGGGAUGCAUGAUCAACUUAGAGAUCUUGGAAGAGAAAUUGUUCAGCGCGAGGACAUCAAUUUUCCAGGGAAGCGUAGCAGGUUGUGGGAGCCAAGAUUGCCUUCGAUGUGGUUCAAAUGAAAGAGACAAAUGUGCAAUCAGAGAGCUACCAAAGGCCAUAGCGAUGCUAAAGAAGCUUGUAUCUUUGCAAAGCAAGAUUAAGAGGUUGCCCACGACUAUGAGUAAGCUUUCUCAUCUCCGAGAACUUCUUUUGGAUCAAUGUGAUGAACUUGAACAGUUGCCAGAGCUCCCUGUGAGUUUGACGAAUUUAAAGAUCUCAUCUCAUUUAUUGUGGACAGCCCUUGACUUAUCAUACUUGACUAACUUAGUUAGUCUUCAUAUACGGGGCGAUACUCCUAGGUUGUCGGAAUUUAGACAAGGAGUUCCAAAGAUAGAGUGGAUUGAGGGAUUAUCUUAUCUGAAGAGAUUGACAAUUGUUGUUGGAGAUGUCACAUUACCUCCGAUUAAUUUGGCUACUCUUUCGCGGCUUCAUUUUCUUGAGAUAACUUGUGUUGACACGCAAUCUCCAAUGGGGCUUCCAUCCAGUCUUAGAGCUUUGACUCUAUAUGAUGUGAAGUCACCUAUGGGAAGGUCACUCUUUUCUAAUUUGACAAAUUUGUCCCAUUUGUGCCUUGUUAAUUGUCGACUAAGGGAAGUCCAAUUCGAUGAUGUGCUUGGACAGCAACUGAAGAAACUUCGUAGUUUGCAUUUGACGAAAACUGCAAUGCUUGAGAGGCUUUCGGUAUCGAGAUUAGAGGGGCUCAAAGUGUUGACUAUGGAUGGUUGCCUUGGGCUGAUGGAGACUUGA